GGGCCAAAGCCUUAGAACUUCAGCAGCUUUCCUCUUCUUUUUUUAUCUUCUCUUCUAUCUCUUUCUCUCCCUACUUUCUUCAAGCUCUGCUCUUGUACUGCCGCCAAAGGAGAACCUUGGGAAAAGCUGCUAUCUUUGGCGGCGCUGUUUGCCGGCGUCGUUCACUGGCGAUCGAUCUAGCUCACUAUAUCAUCCAUAUUCUCUGUUCUUUGCUCUAGCUUUUAAGCUGCUUUUUUGUUGUCUAUCUGUGGUGAGGAAUUCAGGUGAUUGUGGAUGGGGGGCUAGGUGGUUGAUUGAUACAAGGACGUAAAUUGAAGCUUGGAGUUGGGGAGGUCUUGUUGCGCAGGAUUUGACUGAAACUGUUGCUUUGAUUUGGUUGUGGCGAUGAUGGUCGACUUACAAUGCAUGGGUUUAGUAUUUAACUCCAGAGUUUUGGAUGUCCAUGUCGAAGUUGGGUAUGGUUUUUCAGGAUUUGUUGAAGGUUUGCAUCUGGGAUUUUAGUUGGUUGAUGCUGUGCUAGGGAACAAGAACAAGUGAUUUGUAGCCUUUUCUAGCGUUUGUGGAAGAAGAUUCUGUGAAUAGUUGCUUGUGAUAUUGUCUCGAGUGAAUAUCUGAAGCUAUUGAUUUCAGACCAAAAGAUAUUGGGAAGAAAAGCUACUCGAUUGAAGCAUUUAUCAGGGCAGUACUAGGGUUUGUGAGAUUUGUUUCUUUGGCAUUAUCUUCUGCUCAUAUUUGAACAUGGUCCAUGGUUGACUUUGGGGAUCAAGCCGUGUUGGUGGGUCACCAAUAUCGAGAUCAAUCUCCCAUAAGUGCAGCUGAUAGAUGAUGUCCACGCAUAAGUGAGGCAAUGGUAUACAGAAGUAGAUUGGUAAACCAAUGCUAACUCUGCCAGAGUUUGAGUAGUUGAUAUACAUAACUUGGUUGGCACUAGGCAUGGCAACGGAGGUGUUUGGAGGUGUAGUGCCUCACCUUUUCCCAUCUUUGGGACCUGCGCUUAUGGUUUCUAUGGGAUAUAUUGACUUAGGCAAGUGGGUGGCAGCUGUUGAAGGCGGAGCUCGUUUUGGAUUUGAUCUUGUGUCGCUGGUCCUGUUUUUCAACUGCACAGCCAUAUUGUGCCAAUACCUUGCAACUUGUAUUGGCAUGGUCACUGGGAAGAACCUUGCAGAGAUUUGCAGUCAAGAAUAUAGCAAAUGGACAUGUAUUUUGCUGGGAAUUCAAGCAGAGAUAUCCAUGAUAACUUCUGAAACAACCAUGGUAUUGGGCAUAGCACAUGGACUGAACCUUCUGUUUGGAAUAGAGCUAGUCAGUUGUAUAUUUCUUGCCACAGCUUCAACAGUUCUACUUCCUUUAUUUGUAACUACAUGGGAUAAUAUUAAGGCAGAAGCAUUUUAUACAGCCAUAGCAGCUGUUGCUUUGGUUUUUUAUGUGCUUGGGGUAUUGAUCAGUCAGCCAGAAUUUCCCCUAGCUAUGAAUGGUGUCUUUCCUAAGUUGAAUGGUCAGAGUGCAUACUCACUCAUGGCUUUGCUUGGUUCAAAUAUAAUGGUGCACAAUUUUUACAUACACUCUUCUUCUGUACAGCAGCAGAGUAGACAAAUUGUUACCGUGGGUUCCCUAUUCAAUGAUCACUUUUUCGCUAUCCUCUCCAUUUUUACUGGCAUUUUCCUCGUGAAUUAUGUGCUGAUGAACUCCGCGGCCACUGUGUUCAGCAAUACAGAUGGUGUUGUUAACCUUCAGGAUUUGAAUUUUCUAAUGGACCAGAUAUUUAAGAGCCCAAUAGCACCUGUUGCCUUCUUUCUGGUCCUUUUCUUCUCUAGUCAGAUAACAGCUUUGAAUUGGAAUAUAGGCGGGCAAGUGAUCUUGAGAUACUUCUUUGGCAUAAACCUUUCUGUUUGGGCCCAUCAUGGUUUACUCAAAGCUCUUGCAAUCAUUCCUGCUCUUUACUAUGCAAGGAAUGGAGGUUCAGAAGGAAUCUAUCAAUUGCUCAUUUUUUGUCAGAUUAUAUUGGCUAUGCUUCUUCCAUCCUCUGUAAUUCCCCUUUUCCGAGUGGCUUCUUCAAAAUGCACGAUGGGGCGCUUCAAAAUACCUUGGUAUAUGGAAAUAUUUUCUCUCAUUGCAUUUUUUGGAAUGCUUGCUUCAAACAUGAUCUUUAUUGUAGAAGCCUUAUUUGGAAGAAGCAACUGGAUUAGCAAUAUGCAGUCAAGUACUGGAAGCAGUGUAAUUAUACCAAGUAGCAUUAUCUUCCUUGUCGCCUUUACAUCAGUUGGCCUCACCCUAUACUUGGCUGUCACACCUCUAAAAUCCGCAAGCGAAAGACCAGAUAUUCAGAUAUUUCCAGGGUAUAUGCAAAGCACUCCAGAGCUGUUUGAGGUUGUAGAAUCAGAUGAUAUGGAGAAGAUUAAUUAUGAAGAAGAUCAGGGGUCUAUUGAAGAUGUUUCAUCAGAAAAAUUUAUAGAGAACCAAGGUGAAAAAUUGCAUUCAGAAGCCAAUUUUGAUGUGUCUGAGACAAUCAUUGAUUCUGACCAUGAGUCUCACCAAUCGACACAAUCUCACCAAUCUGCUUAUGAUCCCGGUAUUAUGUCUGCUUGUAGCUCCCCUGCAUAUCACACAGAAAAAUCAAACUUGGCCAUUGAUGAAGCAGCAGGGGAAAAUUCAAGCAAAGUGACUGGUACUGUUUUUCCAGAUGUAAUAGCAUCUCAGGAGAUCGAAGCCAAAUACCCAAUUGAAAAGGAUGUUGAAGUAUCCACUGAUGUUCAAAUGGACAAGAAUAAUGAAGAGGAAGGCGCUCCUCUGGCAGAGGAUGUUUCUAGAGGGAUACUUCCCUAUCCAAGCGUUGAAGGCAGUGGAAGCUUAUCAAAGUUGUCUGGACUGGGUCGUGCAGCAAGACGCCAAUUGAGUGCUGUCUUGGAUGAAUUUUGGGGCCAUCUGUUUGACUACCAUGGAAAACUAACACAAGAAGCAACUACCAGAAGGUUGGAUGUUUUACUGGGAAUAGAUUCAAAACUAAUCGGUUCUUCUGUAAAAGCUGAUGCUCCAGCUGAUGAGCUCUCAAAGAGUUACUUUCCAGAUUUGGAUAGAAGUUCAAUUUUCCAAUCCAGCUCAAGAGAGUUUAGCUCCCCAAGGCAUGGCGUUCAAAUGGAAUCCCGGCCAUAUUCUCAAACCAUGCAAACUUUGGAUGCGCAUGCCCAGAACUCUUAUACCAGCUUGUUUGGGUCCAAUGACAGACAUUCUCUGUACCCCCCUCAGUCUUCUGAUAACCGAGAUUAUCAACCGGCUACGAUACAUGGGUAUCAACUAUCCUCAUAUCUCAAAGGAGCUAGUGCUGGCCGAGCUCCCUAUUCCUCGAACAUCUCGUUGGACCUACCGCCAACUUCAUCUGCAUCAUCUUUUAUUGCAAAUUGCAGGGAUCCACUUAUGUAUGGUAGUGGGCAAAAUGAUCUAGGUUCCUUGCGUGCAUCUAGUUUCCAAAACCGCCAGGCAACAUCAACAAUUGGCAGAUUGCCGGUUGAUCGAUCUUUCUAUGAAGCCUCCUUGCUUGAAACAGGUGAAAGCAGCGUCUCCUCAGCUUAUGGAAAGAAGUACCAUAGUUCACCUGAUGUCUCAGCAAUCAUUGCAUCGAUCAGGAACUCAUCUUUGAAUGAUGGGAAUGCUCAGUGGGCUGGUCCAAUUGGCUCUCGACCAUCCACUGGCAGGAUGACAUAUGAACAAUCACAGUAUUUGAACCCUCUGUCUACUAGGACUGGAGUUCCAUUGGCUUUUGAUCAACUUUCUCCACCCAAGCUCCACAGAGAUGUUUUCUCUCCGCAUUCAAGUUUGAAUUCAAAUACAAGAUCUCUGUGGUUUAGACAACCAUCUGAGCAAUUAUUUGGUGUGAUUGGUAAAAAUCAAAGUGCAAGGGAUAGAGGAGUCGACAGCAGGCCGAAUGUCACUGCUGCUAAAGAAGCAUUCUCUUACACAGAAUCAGAAACUAAGCUGCUCCAGUAUUUCAGAAUUUGUAUGAUGAAGCUCCUUAAAUUGGAAGGCUCUGAUUGGCUGUUUAGACAAGGUAGUGGCAUUGAUGAGGAGCUAAUUGACAGAGUAGCUGCAAAAGAGAAAUAUCUGCAAGAAGUAGAUUCUGGUGAGAUAAAUCAAGCGCACAUGCUUUAUCGAAGAAAUAGUUCUGCCCAGAGGAGUGAGGAGGGAGAUCCUGCUUCUCUUCUAUCAGUGACCAAUUGUGGAGAUGGUUGUAUUUGGCGAGCAGCCUUGGUUGUAAGUUUCGGUGUAUGGUGCAUUCGCAGGAUACUCGAACUAUCAGUUGUGGAAAGUCGGCCAGAGCUAUGGGGUAAAUACACUUAUGUUCUUAAUCGGCUUCAGGGAAUUCUUGAGCCGGCAUUUUUGAAGUCCCGUCCACCGCUUUUUGCCUGUUCCUGCUUAGAAAUAAACACCAGGAAUUCAAGUACUUCACCACAAAACGGUAACCUGGUAAGCACAGAGAAAACAAACAAGGCGACAUCGGUAACUACUGCCAACAUGGUUCUUGAUAUGAUCAAGGAUGUUGAAGCUGCUGUUUCGGGCCGUAAAGGACGCACAGGCACGGCCGCAGGUGAUGUUGCUUUCCCUAAAGGUAAAGAGAACUUGGUAUCUGUUCUUAAGCGAUACAAACGCCGUCUCUUGAACAAGUCUUCUGCGGGUAAUGAAGGUGGCUCAUCGUCCCGCAGAAUCCCGUCCCCGAUUUCUUCCUCAGUAUCAUAGCAUGCGAACUACUCUUCCUUCCUGCUAGUUUAUGGGUCAGAGGUUUUUUUCCAUGAAGUAUGUUUUUUCGGGUUCAAGGUUCAGUGAUCUUUGAC
Messenger RNA from Dioscorea cayenensis subsp. rotundata (Guinea yam), 4823 nucleotides. Its product is annotated as protein ETHYLENE-INSENSITIVE 2-like. Gene Ontology annotation, molecular function: manganese ion transmembrane transporter activity; cadmium ion transmembrane transporter activity. Gene Ontology annotation, biological process: ethylene-activated signaling pathway; metal ion transport. The transcript has 8 exons. Bases 934 to 4728 code for a protein of 1264 amino acids. NCBI's taxonomy places the organism in Eukaryota, Viridiplantae, Streptophyta, Magnoliopsida, Dioscoreales, Dioscoreaceae. The record is from RefSeq and is a predicted model, not a curated record. Gene Ontology annotation, cellular component: membrane.